Molecule: messenger RNA, 1965 nt
Organism: Debaryomyces fabryi
Lineage: Eukaryota; Fungi; Ascomycota; Pichiomycetes; Serinales; Debaryomycetaceae
Exons: 1
Coding region: 1-1965 (654 amino acids)
Source: RefSeq, a predicted model, not a curated record
AUGCUUUCCGUCAAUUUGUUGGCUACUGCAGUCGUUGGCUUUUAUGCUUCUUCUAUCAAUGCUGCUGAUUACGAAACGUAUCCAACUGUUGCUCACACAGCUUCCAUCAAUGGUUUUGCCGAUAAAAUCUACGACAGGCUUCCAGACUGUGCAAAGUCGUGUGUUCAAGAAGACACUGGUAACACACCAUGUCCAUAUUGGGAUCCAGGUUGUCUCUGUGUUAUGUCUAACUGGGGUGGUCCAGUUGCUGAAUGUAUUGCUGACAACUGUCAAGGUGACAAUGUCGUUACAGCUACUAGUUUAGCUACCUCUAUAUGUUCCAGUGCUGGUGUUCCAAGUCCAUUUUGGUUCAUUCCAGCCUCGGCCUCAGCAGAUUUACUGGCAGCUGCAGAAGCUACUGUCACCGAUGACGCCACUUCGUCAACUACUAUUGAAACCAGCGAUUCAGUUACUUCAGCUUCAGCCACUAGUGAACCAGCAUCUAAUGAGCCAGUUUCUUCUGCGCCAGCUACCAGUGAACCAGCAUCUAAUGAGCUAGUUUCUUCUGCACCAGCUACCACUGACCCAACCUCUUCAGUACCAGCCACCACUGACCCGGCCACUUCUGAUACAGCUGAAAAUCCAUACGCAACUUAUCCAACUGUUGUUCGUACUGCUUCUAUUAAUGGCUUUGCUGAUAAACUUUAUGAUCAACUUCCUGAAUGCGCUAAGCCUUGUGUUGAAGAAGACACUGGCAUAACUCCAUGUCCAUACUGGGAUCCAGGCUGUCUUUGUGUUAUGUCUAACUGGGGUGGUGAAGUUGCUGAAUGUAUUGCUGAAAACUGUCAGGGUAGCGAAGUUUCCACGGCCACUAGUUUGGCUAAUUCUGUCUGCUCCAGUGCAGGCGUCCCAAGUCCAUAUUGGUAUCUCCCAGCAUCUGCGUCUGCUGAUUUACUGAGUGCAGCAGCAGCAGCUACUGUGACAACAACAGAAGCUUCUUCUAUAUCAGCUUCCACUUAUUCAACCUCUUCAGUACCAGCCACCACUGACCACGUUUCUUCUAUACUAACCAAUAAUGAUCCGGUUUCUUCUGCACAAGUUGAAAAAUCUGGUUCGGAUGAAGGAGCUUUCUCUUCAAAGUCUUCUGUGGUAGCCAUUACUUCCGAUGCAAAACACACUAAUGAUACUUCCACAAUUACAAGCACAUCAAAAGCAACUGUAACGGAUUGUCCUUCCUGUACAAAACAAAUGACGACAUUCAAUUCCACUCAAUCUAACGGUUCAAUUAUUACUAAAGCAAGUGGAAUUGUAACAUCCUCGGACUCCAAUGGGGAUUACACUUCCACCUCAGUAACUAGUAACGAUUCAACUCAAGUUGAAUUUUCUACUACUGUCAUUACUGUAACAUCAUGUCAAUCAAACAAAUGUUCAGAUAUCUUAAAAACAACUGGUGUUACUUUUAUUACCGAAGAGCACACAUCGUAUACUACCUAUUGUCCCCUCCCAACAGAGUCAGAAAGUACCGUUACCACUAUCGUUACAAGCAUCCUUUCUUGUGACAAGAGUACAUGUAAAUCUAUUCCAACAACAAUCGCCAGUGCUAUCGCAAGUGAAUCAAAGACCCAUUCUAAGAGUUCAAACCAUGAAAGCAGCCAUAUAACAACAGCUGAAAUCAACUCAGUACCAACUUCACAUGCUAAUGAAUUUCCAUCACCUUCUAGCGUUACGUUAAUUGCAGAAAACCCAUCGAAUUCUAAUUCAAGUAGUAAUAACGCCUACCCUGAUACUGAAUCUUCUGGCUCUGGUCAUUCCGGUUCACAAACAAUCUCGCCUGUUUCCGUUUCCAAUGAAAACAGUUUCUCUUCAAUAUCUAACGCGGUUGAAACCACUUCAUUCACUCCAAGUGUGUUCGAAGGAAUUGCACCUGUCAACAAACAAUGGGGUUUGCCUUCUUUCGUAGCUUUAUUCGCUAUUGCUUUAUUCUAA